Molecule: messenger RNA, 5234 nt
Organism: Scatophagus argus
Lineage: Eukaryota; Metazoa; Chordata; Actinopteri; Scatophagidae
Gene: dusp8a
Product: dual specificity phosphatase 8a
Exons: 8
Coding region: 609-2657 (682 amino acids)
Biological process (GO): negative regulation of MAPK cascade; protein dephosphorylation
Cellular component (GO): cytoplasm
Molecular function (GO): protein tyrosine/threonine phosphatase activity; MAP kinase tyrosine/serine/threonine phosphatase activity
Source: RefSeq, a predicted model, not a curated record
GACCUCAUCUCUUUAGUUCAAGAAAGUGCUAAAAUGCACCUUCUGUAACCCCUCCCCAACACACACAUACACAGUACCCUUUUUAGCUAUUACCUAGCCUAGCAACGCUAAUCUAUUCCUCCAACGAGCCGGUCACGUAUCCUGGUCAGUUAAACGGCUGAAGGAGCGGUUUGUAGCCUAUCACCGGGCUUUCAUGUCUCGUUUGUUCCUGUCUGGCGCUGUCACCCUCUGUCAGCUGUACUGUCCCCGCCACACAGCCAGGUAAACACCGGGCGAGACUCAUGAAGACACUGCCGCUGUCCAUUUUCACAUGGAGGCUAGUUGAAUAACACACAGGAGCCGCGCGGAGCCCGAGUCAUCCAGCAGUCCUGUGUUGAUGGUGUUGGCCUGAAUACCUGCAGUGUCCCUUGUUGUGGACGCAUUUUAAAGUGCACCAUGGAUCUCUCAGCGCCUGCUCCAGUGGUCGCCUUCCUCCACUGACCUCGCUUCUUCUUCCUCAUCGCCCCUGUCUCUUCCUCCACCUUUCCCUCUCUCAUCUACCCCCCAUACUCCAUCCCUUACUACCUCACUUCCGUGACCUAAGGUGAUCACUCCGCCCCUCCUUCAACAUGGCAGGGGAGAAAGGGCCGACUAAGCGAAGUGCCAUGGACAUCAAGCGCCUGGCGAGCCUCAUCCAGAGAGGGACGGGCCGUUUGCUGGUGAUUGACAGCAGGACGUUUUCUGAGUACAAUGCGUCACAUGUGCAAGGUGCGGUCAAUGUCUGCUGCUCCAAGCUGGUGAAGAGGCGACUCCAGCAGGACAAGGUGUCUGUCACUGAACUGCUGCAACCUAAUGGCAAGGUGAAGGUGGAGAUGGGCAGGAAACAGGAAGUGGUGGUUUAUGACCAGAGCUCCAAAGAGGCAGGGCAUCUGUCCAAAGAUGGCUUCGUGCAUAUUCUCAUGGGAAAGUUGGAGAGCACCUUCCACAAAGUUUCCCUGCUCACUGGGGGCUUUGCUGCUUUCUCCUCCUGUUUUCCCGGCCUGUGUGAAGGGAAACCUGCCACUGCUCUACCUAUGAGCUUGUCCCAGCCCUGCUUGCCUGUGGCUAAUGUAGGGCCCACUCGCAUCCUGCCACACCUCUACCUGGGCUCACAGAAAGACGUCCUCAACAAGGAUCUGAUGGCUCAGAACGGUAUCACUUAUGUGUUGAAUGCCAGCAACACCUGCCCCAAGCCAGACUUUAUCAGCGAGAGCCACUUUAUGCGCAUCCCAGUUAAUGACAACUACUGCGAGAAAUUGCUUCCCUGGCUGGACAAAACUAAUGAAUUCAUAGACAAAGCUAAGGUGUCAAACUGCAGAGUCAUUGUGCACUGCCUGGCUGGAAUCUCGCGCUCAGCAACCAUCGCCAUUGCAUACAUCAUGAAGACAAUGGGCUUGUCAUCAGAUGAUGCCUACAGGUUUGUAAAGGACCGGAGACCAUCCAUAUCCCCCAACUUCAACUUUCUUGGUCAGCUUCUUGAGUUUGAAAAGGGUCUGCGAUUGCUGCAUGCUUUAACCUCUGAUGACAAGAUCUCUGAAAACAACACUAAGCAGAACUCGGAGGUUAAUGGUGUCAGCGCUGGUUUUGAGAUGAACGGUCAUCGUAGCAGCUAUGAAUCAUCUGUGACAGAGCCACACAUCCCACCAGAACCCAAACUGCCAUCACCCACCUCCCUUCAGCAAGGCUUCAAUGGCCUACACCUCUCUGCAGAGAGGAUCAUGGACACUAACCGGCUUAAACGCUCUUUCUCCCUGGACAUUAAGUCAGUCUACACCCCUAACAGUCCCCAUUGCCCCGGCCUUGCACCCACACACUCUGAAGACGUCCCCAAGCUGUGCAAGCUUGACAGCCCAGGAACAGGCACCUCAAAUGGUGUCUGCUCCCAGUCUCCCGUCCUAGACAGCCCCGGCUCCACAGAUUCACCCUUCCCCUCACCAGGCAGUGGAGGCAGCAUUGGAGGUUUGCGAGUUGGAGGAAGCGAAGGAGUUCAUCGAUCUGGUUCUUCCUCAUCCAGACCCAGGAGAAAACCUAAACACUGCUCCAGCAGUUCCCCAAUCCACUCCCAACCACAGCAACCUCCACAGUCUCUCAGCUUGUCACUUGACAACAAGAACCCCAGCCUGGAUGAGAACCUGAAGGGCUCCCUGCUCCUGUCACUACCCUCCGUGCCCACUGUGGGGUCUGGGGCCAUGUGGACCAAACACAGAGACACUGUCCAAGCCACCACUCCAGUCACACCUGUUACCCCCACUACAGAUGCUCCCUGGCACUUUGGGGCAGAGGAGGGAGGAAUGGAGCUUGGAGGGGGAGAGGAGUCAUCGGUGAGGUUUGGGAGUAGCUCGGCGUAUGUGGCAUUUGGAUGCAGUGAAGGUAUGCGGUUACAAGACAAAUCCCAGAGGGAGAAUCCCUCAGUGCCACAGACACAGAGAGACCACCGGGACUCCACGUCGUCAUCCACAGUGACCAUGUCCAACAGUGCAAACAACAGCGGGCCUAUGUCAGACAAGCAGUUCAAGCGACGCAGCUGUCAGAUGGAGUUCGAGGAGGGCAUCUCCGAGACGCGAUCAAGAGAAGAAUUGGGGAAGAUUGGGAAGCAGUCGAGCUUCUCUGGGAGCAUGGAGAUAAUUGAGGUAUCCUGACAGAUAAUGGACACGAUCCGAGCUGUCCCUUGGGGGAACAAAUGGAUGUGGUUAGAGGGAGUACAAGAAGAGGACAUAUGACAGGGAACAGAAGAAGCUUUUUUGUGCUCCCCUCACAGACAGUGUUAAAGACUCCAACUGAGAGAAGGUCACAUCGAUACACAAGCAAAGAGUUAAUGUGAAAAGGUUAGCAAGCAAGCUAGCAUUCGCACCUGGAUAGACAGAGCCUGUGAUGUGGUGCUUAGUAGACCAUAACUCUCAUACAAAUCUGAGGAAACAUCUGGGGGAGGGUGGGACACGGGGGUGACUGUAGGUACUGAAACUCUGAGCUCCGAAACGACCCGGGGCAGAUCUCUUGCUGCAUCCUUACUAUAUAGAAUAUCCCCAUUUUGACAGAGUUUGGACACAAACUGCUUGCCUGCUAACUAAUAUAGUGUGCAUCAGUGGGUGUAUAACUUGUGAUUUGAACCAAGCCCUGUGUUUCCUCCUGAAGCUUCACCCCAGUAUCAGAAAGCCUCUGAAACUCGCACGGCUACAUCCGCCCCGCCCCGCCCCUUCCCAGUGGCUCUGCCUGCUACAGACUCUGCAUAACAACAUCAGCGACAAUAACAGACUCCUUAACAGCACCGUCUCCUCACAUUACCACAGCACAGAGAGAUCCCAAGGACUUAAUCUAAUGGCGGUACUGUAUCCAAACAAUGAAGGAUCCUCAGCAUUUUGUUGCUGAAAAGACUGUGAGUUGAAGGCUUAGCGAUGGGCAGUGUCCCCCCCGUCCACCCCCCCACCUAAAGCACAGUGUGUCCUUCCUGACUUUGGCUCUUAUGUUUCCAGUGUUAACAGCGUGAUGGGACUGAGGUUUCGGGAUGGUGGUGAGGGUCCGCUAUAAAGGCCCUCUAGCCCCUUUAUAAACACCCCCCGCCAAACCCCUCCCACUGCUCCCAGUCACCACCUAUGGUCACCACUGAGCAUGCACCAGAAAGGCUGACUACAAACAGACAAAUACUAUAUAUACGAUAUGAAUAUAUAUAGCAAUUUUAAUGGACUUCUUAUGGACUUUUUUUGUUCAGUUAUAGUUUUAAUUUAUUGUAUUGGUUCAUUCUGGUAAUGAGAAAUAAUAUAAUGUUUUGUGGAUUUAUUUCUUUUUCUUUUGUUGAAUUAUUAUUAUUAUUAUUAUUUGCUGUAUGGUAUUUAUGAACACACACAAACAAAUACACACAUUCAGCAAAAUCAAACAAGCAAUAUGUGCUGUUCCUUCUGUGGAGAGAGUGAUUUAUGACAUUGAAAUGCACUUUUAUGCUUUCCGAUAACCAAGUUCAGUUACACCUCACACCCUGACAAAAUGAAACUCUGAAAACCAAUCGUUCGGUUUAGUCAAUACAAAUAUAGAGCCUCUGUUUUUUAGAGAAUGAUAUAGACAUCCCACUAGUGAGAUCUUUAGGAGCAGGCUUACUGAAGUCUGUAUUCAUGGAUUUGUCACAGUUGAGAGCAAAGGUGUUAACUAAAAAGGUUUGUUUGACUUGUGCAGAGGAAGACAAAGAUCACGUAUAUACAAUAAAACAUUUUCUUCCAGUUCAAUGAGAGCUUGCGUAACAAUUAUAUGCAAGCAGAUGCACGCUCUUUCACAAGUUUGAAAUUUAUAGACUUGCACUGAGUGUCCUCUCCGAGCCAGCACCAGUUCGUUAUCAUCAUCAUUAUCAUAACGCGUCCCACCAAAGCUGAAACCAACACACACACGCACACACACACACACCCCUACACCCUAUAUUGUAUGCACUUAAGUAUAUUUUCACACAUGUAAAACUUAGGCCCUACACACCCUUUUGUUCAUUCUCAGGGGAACUUUCAGUGAGCCAAGCCCAGCACAGGGUACACAGCUGCUGGUACAUCAGCACAAUGCAUGUCCAUAAAGCUCCCUCGCUCUCUCUUUCUCUGUUUUUUUUGUUUUUUUGUUUGUUUGUUUGUUUGUUUUUUUGCUCUUGUUUCUUAUUUUCCAAAGCUUCGAUAAACACAGCAUAACAACAUGGAAAGAAAAAAAAAAACAGGAUCUUCAUAUUUUCAGCAGAAAGAAAUGAAAACUUUGCUCCCCUGGUGCGAGAUGGUUAUUUAUUUAUGAUGUAAAAUGUGUUUAUUUUUUCCUUUGACCCUACCCUUGAUUAGCUUUUUUUCUCUGGUGAUCUCUGACCUUUGACCCUGGGCUGCUGCAGCUACAGACAGUUCAGAUAGACUCCUUCCCGUGAUGCUCAAGCAACCUCUCCUCUCCUCAUUGUCCUCCCUGAAUUUUUAAGAAAUGUCGUUAGAAUUAUUUAUGACAUGUAACAAAGAUGAUGCAGGCUGUCCCAUUUGCUAAAAUUGUUCUUAUCUAUUAUGAUUAUUAUUAUUAUUAUGUUGUUGUUGUUGUGUAAAUAGCAACGCAUCUAAGAACACUGAUGAAUUUAGUUGAGUUUUUAAAAAAAAAAAAAAUAUCCUGAUACCUUAGGCUGCUUGAUGCAAAAAUACCUCAGGUUCUAUUGAAAGGCUUUUCCUUCCCCUGUACAUGUUUUGUGAAAAUGAGACAAAAAUACAGACAUGACAAAAUUA